GUGAUGAAUAUUUUUUAUUUUAGAUAUUUUUAAUUAAUGGCUUCAUUAUUAUUACCUUCUUCUUCUUCUUCUUCAUGUUCAUGGUUCUCUUCGUUGCGCAUGAAACCAACAGCGUUAAAAACUACGAAGUUGUGUUGUGUUAUGAACAAAGAAAACAACAAGGAAUCUUCUGAAGUUAAUUCGAUAGAAGCUGAAAAAACUGCUUCUGUUGAUCCUAUAAAGCUUGCGUUUAAUAAAGCUAAAGCUUAUAAAGAAUCGAUUAAAUCAAACACUGAUUUGGGAAUUGAGCAAAACAGUGCUGAUGGAGGGAAAAAGGAUGUGUCAGUUUCUGUGAAGAUUGCAAUGGAGAAGGCAAAAAAGUAUAAGCAGAAUAAAGGGGUUGCUGUUAGUGAAACUGAUCAAGGAUUGCAAGGAGGGAGUGAGAGUACUUGGGGAGAAAAUGUGAAUGACAAUAGUGUUAGUAAGAAGGGAGAAUUGUCUGUUUCAAAGAUUGAUUUUGUGGGGCUUGGCUUUGCGGAUAAUAAGAAGACAAGGGGAUUGCCACCUGGACUGGUUCCUUUUUCCGACCCCUUCUCAGAUGAUGACUUGCCUGAGGUGGAACUUAUUGUCGGAGACACAAACAACUUCAAUGCAACAACAACAACAGCUCCACAACCUGAACAGACUAAGGAUGAUGAGUCAGAACUGUACAAGCCAAAAGUUUCUACAUGGGGUGUAUUUCCUAGACCUAACAAUAUUUCAAAAACAUAUGGAGGUGGAAGAACUAUACGUCCUGGGGAGGUUUUAGAGAAUGAAGAAGAGAAGGCUGCUAAAGAAGCACGCACGAAGCAGAUGCUUGCUGCUUACAAGAAGAAAUAUGGAUUAAGUAUUGAUCCAAAGCUAAAAAUCGAGUGUGAGGAGGCACUGAAGGAUGGUGACUUCUUAAUGGACGCGGGAAAACUGAAGGAUGCUUUACCCUACUAUGAGAAAGUCAUUGACAAAUUACCCUUCAAGAGUGAGCUACAUGGAUUAGCUGCUUUACAGUGGUCGAUUUGUCAAGACUCCCUCAGUAGGCACAAUGAAGCUCGAAGUAUGUAUGAAAAGCUUCAAUCUCACCCAAGUGUUAAAGUAGGCAAGAAAGCAAGACAUUUCAUGUACAGCUUUCAGGCUAUGGAAAUGAUGAAGGUGAGAACAAGAUCUUCACGUUAUUCAAAGAACACAUUUUACCAGAGUUAUUUUGAUGCAUUUAUCGAAAAUAAAUCAAACUACCCCGUCAAAGAUGAAGUGGCUCAAGAAAGUGAUUUGAAUCAGGUUUUGCUGUAUAUUGUUUUUCUCAUUUCUCCUAUUUUUGUUGUACUACUUCUUGCAGUGCAGAAAAGAAUAUAAAUUUCUUUCUUUUGUUUGUAUAUAACUAUAAGUGUACCAUUUCUUUUUAAUUGUUAACGAUCAAGUCCUUGGAAUACAAAGAGAUUGAAUAUAUCCAGUUUGGACAACUUAAUAGAUAUGUAUAGGUAUUUUUGUUUGGAAGCAGAUAUUUAUAUGUAUAUAUAUAGUAGGAUAGGAUAUGACAUAAGAUUGGAAUUUGGUUGGAA
Molecule: messenger RNA, 1571 nt
Organism: Medicago truncatula (barrel medic)
Lineage: Eukaryota; Viridiplantae; Streptophyta; Magnoliopsida; Fabales; Fabaceae
Exons: 7
Coding region: 37-1365 (442 amino acids)
Source: RefSeq, a predicted model, not a curated record